GUUGACGUUUACUUGAAUCUUUUAGGUCGCUUAAAUGUCAGACGUAAACGAAGAUGAAGACGAGGAUGAAGGCGAUGGCUCAGAAGGCGAGGACGAGGGCGAACAUCAAGACGAGGAUAACACUGAGAUUCCUUGGAGUACCCAGUUCAUGGAAUCGGAGAUUUUUCCGUCUCCCAUCGAUUUGAAUAUCGGGAGAAUGACCCAAAAAGAAUUGACACCAUUGAUUUGGUGUCAUUACGAUAAAUUUCCAGCAAAAUUGAAAAUCACAAACACCGGAAAAACGGUCGUUUUAAGUGCUAAAUGGCAUGGAGAUGGUCCAUUUAUCACAGGUGGACCAUUUUUGUCGAAACAGAUAUUUUCUCAACUUCAUUUACACUGGGGUCCGAAUGAUAUGGACGGAAGUGAGCAUUCGGUCGAUGGCCAAAGGUCUAAAGUUCCAAAAUAGAUUGAAUUGUGUCAAAUUUAUUUGAAUUCUAAUGAAAUCAGGUCGGUUUGUUAAUCGUUCCUUUCUAGAGUAGUUCCUCACCAUUCGAAUUAAUUUUCCCUUCUCAUUAAGGGCUGAAUUUGUUGCGAAAAGUGGAAUCACUCUCGUAAAGAAAGGAAAAGUUAUGAUAACGUGUGAAGACGUAUUCGAAACAGAGCUGAACAAUUUUCACAUCAAAAUCGAACAGUAACCAAAAGAAAAAAAUUUUUUAAUGAAAAUAAAAAUUUCUCGUUCCCUCAGUUUUCCGAUGGAACUUCACGCCGUUCAUUUCAAGAGUGACUACGUCAGUCACGAAGCUU
Venturia canescens is the source of this 783-nucleotide messenger RNA. RefSeq names its product putative carbonic anhydrase 5. Bases 35 to 445 code for a protein of 136 amino acids. NCBI's taxonomy places the organism in Eukaryota, Metazoa, Arthropoda, Insecta, Hymenoptera, Ichneumonidae. The record is from RefSeq and is a predicted model, not a curated record. The transcript has a single exon.